AUGGAUCCCAUUUCAAUUGUUGGCUUGAUCGGUUCGGUCGUUUCCAUCGGCGAUGUCGUCGCGAAGAGCAUUCGAAAACUCAGCGACCUCAGGAGCCGCUAUCAUAAUGCCCCUUUCCAGAUCACGACCUUGGUUGGCCAACUUUACAUUAUCCAGGCAGCAGUUGGCCAAUUAACGCAGUGGAAAUCGUCCGCCUUCCUUAAUGAAUCACGGUAUCUUGAGCUGGCCUCGCAGAUAGAGGCCUCGCUUGACAGCUUUUGCCCUCUCAUCUUGGCCCUUGGAAAAUACCUUGACAAGUUUGAAACAGUUUCGGAUUGUGACUCCUUUCAUACGCAGAACAAGUUACAAUACAUGUGGAAUGAGAAGGACAUAUAUGUCUAUUUAAGCAUGGUCGACCGACAGUCCAAGGUUGGGCAAAACGACAGCCAAGCUAUACUGGCAUCAGCCAGAGACUGCACAUCCUCGAUUGCAGGGCUCGGUGACCAUAGGACCAGCGUUUAUUCAGAUAAUACAAACGCUCUGAGCAUUCAGUUCGACUUCGAUGCUGUCAUUUUGGGCUCCAGGGUUUAUCAAACCGCUCAUAGAUCACAUUUGAGACAGGCAAUCAAAGCUAGCCGUCCAGAUGGGUCAGUCUAUCCCGUGGAAGCACCAUUUGAGAACGGAUCCGAAAUGCUAUUAGGGCCCAUCCAGGAAGAGUCGGGCGAAUCCACGAAUAGUGAUUGGAGCAAUGGCCGCGUGCCCUUACGCUCGAAAGUCUCUCCUGCAGUGCGACCCGGGCAAGGAUUUCAUCCUGGAAGCUGGUUAGAGGUUACUCCAUGGCGGUCGCGGCGUAAGUCCAUGCCUCAGAAACAAACCCAUCUUGUGGAACAAAAGCCCGACGACAAAAUAUUGAUACUUGGGGCUUCACAAUCUGGGAAGACCACAUUACUCAAACGCAUCCAAUAUUUCCUUGAUGAGGAACCCACCAAAGAGGAACGUGCCGUCUGGGCAGACACUAUACGGGCACAUGUGAUUCAUGAAACUCUGAUGGCGUUGGAUUUUAUGAAAGAAGAUGGUACUCUCCUACAAUACCCAGACAUAAACAAGCCUCACAUUGCGACUCUACGCAAUAACGAGCGCUGCGAGUUACGAAACGUGGAAGCCGCCAUCUUCUCCCUUUGGAAAGACAAGGUUUUUCUGGAAGGAUUUCACUGGUCGUACCGCACGCAACCCGCCAACAUCAAACAGCUGGCAGACCGAAUCUCGAGCUUGGCUGAUAGUGCCACCACGCAGGAUAUCCUCCAGGUAUUUGUCAGGACCACAGGCGUUCACGAAAUAUCUAUGUACUACAAUUAUCGAUCCUUCCAGAUCUGCGAUGUGGGCGGCAAUAGAUCACAGCGGAGGAAAUGGAUCCAUGCGUUCCCAAAUGCUUCGGUGAUUAUUUUCACGGCUGAUGCGACGUCCUAUUCAAAAGUGCUGUGUGAGGAUGAGGAUGUGGUUCGCGUGGCGGAAGAAUUGACCUUAUUUGGUUCCAUUGCAGAGGACCGCCGGUUUGCGAACAACCGCCUAGUGCUCAUGUUGACUCACAUGGAUCACCUUACCGAUAUACUAGUGCGUGUUCCGGUAACGGAUUGCUUUCCCGAUUUCAUUUCUUCACACUUGCCAAGCUCUUCAGAUUACCAGAGGGACUACCUGGCCUAUUUGGAGAACCAAUUUUCGAGUAGAAUUCCGGAUACCAGGGACCGAAAGACUUUUCAGAUUCUUCGGGUGGAUCUAAUCCAUGAUAGACUUGAAGAUGUGGAAAGUAUUCUCCAGACCUUGUUGAAGAUACGGUCUCAUACAACAUUUGAUCAAGCCUAUUCAAAAUAUUCCGACUCUCUUAAUGUGAUGGUGGACACUGUUAUAGAGAUAAAGCAUGAGGCCAGAACUAGGGAGUAA
Molecule: messenger RNA, 1917 nt
Organism: Clonostachys rhizophaga
Lineage: Eukaryota; Fungi; Ascomycota; Sordariomycetes; Hypocreales; Bionectriaceae
Source: the annotation of a GenBank genome assembly